GUUAUUUAUCUCCGCUCCGGCAAUCAGUAAUUAAAUUUACAAUUAAUACUAACUCGCGGCACAAUUAAGAGCGCGUGGUGGGUGAUGCCAUGUGCAGAGGCCGCCGUGAGCUCGUAUAAGUGGAGUGGUGGUGGUGGCGGCGGCGUGGCUCGGAGGAUGCGGGUCUCAGGAAAUUUGAAAUGCCACACGUGUGCCACGGAGAAAGGUGAACAAGCCAACGGUUGCGCGUGGGUGUGUGUGUUAGAAAGGGGACAGAGGGCCGCGGAUCGUGGCCGAAAUUGGAUUUUCACCCUAAAAGGAGCCGAAAACAUCCGACUCUUUAUCUAAUCUUGAGCCUGGUUUUUACUCAACAAAUCUUGCUCCUGUCCUAAACAUUUUUGUUAAUGGGAAACAUAAAUUUUUCAAUUUUUG
This is a messenger RNA of Rubroshorea leprosula, 411 nucleotides long. The record is from the annotation of a GenBank genome assembly. NCBI's taxonomy places the organism in Eukaryota, Viridiplantae, Streptophyta, Magnoliopsida, Malvales, Dipterocarpaceae.